AUGUCGCUAUCAUCGGCGCUCAAGGGCGAUUCGCCCCAGCAAGUGCGGUCGUUGAGCGAGCAGUUCGCAUCGUAUAAUUUCAGAGAAUACGCGAAGCGGCGGACACGGGACGCGUUCCGUGAGAACAAGGCGGUCGAGGACCAGAGGAAGAUACAGGAGCUGGUGCAGAAGGGCCUGAAGGAGCUGCAGAUGAUGAAGGUGCAGUCCAGUCUCGUGCCUCCUCUCGGGAGGACAUGCACAAACGAGUGGCUCCCCACCAUUCGUCUUGCAGAGGACGGAGAGGCUAACAUGUGGCAGCGGCAAACGGUGGUCGGCCAUUUCUUCGAGCUGGAUCGAUUGGUCGUCGAGGGCGGUAUCUCGGGCAAACAGAAGGGAAAUAAGGGAGGCAUCGUGCGACAGAAGGAUCAGGGCUGGGACUGA
Diaporthe citri is the source of this 420-nucleotide messenger RNA. RefSeq lists its product as uncharacterized. The coding region runs from base 1 to 420 and encodes 139 amino acids. NCBI's taxonomy places the organism in Eukaryota, Fungi, Ascomycota, Sordariomycetes, Diaporthales, Diaporthaceae. The transcript is spliced from 4 exons. Gene Ontology annotation, cellular component: L-cysteine desulfurase complex; mitochondrion. The record is from RefSeq and is a predicted model, not a curated record. Gene Ontology annotation, biological process: iron-sulfur cluster assembly.